CGCCCGCUCGUCACCGGUAGUCACAAUGGGGCUUACCUUCACCAAGCUCUUCCAGCGCCUCUUCUCCAAGAAGGAGAUGAGGAUCCUCAUGGUUGGCCUCGACGCCGCUGGUAAGACGACCAUCCUGUACAAGCUCAAGCUUGGCGAGAUCGUCACGACCAUCCCCACGAUCGGUUUCAACGUCGAGACCGUCGAGUACAAGAACAUCUCGUUCACGGUGUGGGACGUCGGCGGCCAGGACAAGAUCCGCCCGCUCUGGAGGCACUACUUCCAGAACACGCAGGGUCUGAUCUUCGUGGUGGAUAGCAACGAUCGCGAUCGCGUCUCGGAGGCUCGGGACGAGCUCCACCGCAUGCUCAACGAGGAUGAGCUCCGCGACGCCGUCCUGCUCGUUUUCGCGAACAAGCAGGAUCUCCCGAACGCGAUGACCGCCGCGGAGAUCACGGACAAGCUCGGCCUUCACAGCAUCCGCCAGCGUCAUUGGUUCAUUCAGUCCACGUGCGCGACGUCCGGCGAGGGUCUGUACGAAGGCCUCGACUGGCUCUCCACCAACAUCGCGAACGCGGGCUCUCGUUAAUUCGAUUCGAUUCGUUCGACGGCGAGUGAUGCGAUCGCGAGGUGCGCGCGCGCGCGAGACGAGCCUAGAGCCUCGAGGAGGAGGAGGAGGAGGAGGAGGAGGAUGGCGCGGCGCGAGGUGGUGGGGGCGGCGCGAGCGUCGACGGGAAGAAUUUAUUGACGGGGCUGGUAUUUUUUCUUCCCGUCGCGAGAGCGCUCGAGCGCCCCGUCGGGAUCGGAGCGGAUCGGAACGGCGGGGGCGCUGUUGACUCGCGAGGGCACGCCCAGCCCGCGAGUUAGGACAGCUGGGGGGUAACAUUUUGUCUAGGCAGCAAACAAACGUGUAACGGAAUCGCACGGCGUUCCGAAC
Messenger RNA from Micromonas pusilla CCMP1545, 925 nucleotides. RefSeq lists its product as uncharacterized. Gene Ontology annotation, cellular component: cytoplasm. Gene Ontology annotation, biological process: vesicle-mediated transport; intracellular protein transport. The transcript has 5 exons. The record is from RefSeq and is a predicted model, not a curated record. The coding region runs from base 26 to 577 and encodes 183 amino acids. NCBI's taxonomy places the organism in Eukaryota, Viridiplantae, Chlorophyta, Mamiellophyceae, Mamiellales, Mamiellaceae. Gene Ontology annotation, molecular function: GTPase activity; GTP binding.